AUGACACUGGCGUCAGUUCGGAACCUCUUUUGUACGGAGUCUCCCGAGAAGAUCCUUGACGUCGAGUGGAAGAACAACCUCAGUCUGCAGAACGUUCCACAAAUCACCGAAUGCGUUCAACAUCUUGAUCUCUCAUGGUUGCCAGCCUUAUUUCUAAUAAUAUUCUCUCCACUUCCACUUUAUGAUCUGUAUCGAAGUGAGCAUGCCCGGGCAAGGUGUCAUUCUCCCGUUACUUACAGAAUUUUGAUAUGCGUAGUUCUUGUCACUGAUCUCACGUGCUCAUUUUUCUACAAUGCCUAUAAUUAUUUUGUAUUGGAUAAUAAGUCAACAUUGCAAUAUAUGGUAGGGGAUUGUGCCCAAUAUAUAGGCAAUCGAUAA
This is a messenger RNA of Cooperia oncophora, 378 nucleotides long. The record is from the annotation of a GenBank genome assembly. Lineage: Eukaryota; Metazoa; Nematoda; Chromadorea; Rhabditida; Trichostrongylidae.